AUGCGAAUAUUAAGUGGAGGCCAUGACUUUGAAGGUCGUUCAUAUGUUGCUGAUGUCCCAUUUUUUAUCCUCAACAUGUUCUACUUUCGAUCAAUCUCGAUCGAUGCCAAAAGCCAAACUGCUUGGGUUGGAGCCGCUGCAACUCUCGGCGAAACAUACUAUGCUAUUACCCAAUUUAAUAGCUCCCUUGCUUUCCCUGCCGGCUAUUGCCCUACUAUCGCUUUUGGUGGGCACGUAAGCGGAGGCGGGCACGGCCCGCUAGUUAGGAAAUAUGGUCUUGCAGGUGAUAACGUCAUUGAUGCUCGAAUAAUUGAUGCAAGCGGAAGAGUUCUCGAUAGAGAAUCAAUGGGCGAGGAUCUAUUCUGGGCAAUUAGAGGGGGAACAGGAGCUAGUUUUGGUGUAAUUCUCGCAUACAAAAUAAAACUAGUUGAGGUUCCAAAGAAAUUCACUGCAUUCAGUCUCACCAGAACAUUGCAGCAAAAUGCAACAAAAUUAGUCCAUCAAUGGCAAUCUGUUGCCCCAAAGUUGCCUGCAGAUCUACUUAUUUCACUUCAGUUGACCACUGUCAAAUCCAGUCGAACAGGCAAGAGUACUGUAGCAGCCACUUUUGUUUCUGCUUUUCAGGGUGGAGUUGAUGAGCUACUGUACAUAAUGCAAGAAAAUUUCCCAGAGUUGGGAUUGGUUAAGGGGGAUUGCACUGAAUUAAGUUGGGUCGAAUAUAUCGCUUUCCAUUUUGGCUUGCCAAAAGAAUCAACAUAUGAUAUGUUACUAGGCAAAAUCGCUGCACUACCAAAAGAUUACUUCAAAGCCAAAUCAGACCUUGUUCAACGCCCCAUUCCUGAAGAGGGGCUUAAAAAGAUAUGGAAUCUUAUGAAGAAGAUGGAAUCCCCGCCCGGGCGAAUGGAAUGGAUCCCUUUUGGAGCAAGAAUGGAUGAGAUUCCUGAAUCAGAAAUUCCAUUCCCGCACAGAGCUGGAAACUUAUUCUUAGUGUUCAAAACAACGGGUGUAGAAUGGAAUUCAACGAGUGUAGAAUUGAUGCAAGAACGUAUCGCUUGGAUGAGAAAACUCCAUGCAGUUUUUGGAAAGUAUGUUGCCAAGAAUCCAAGAGGUGCAUAUGUUAAUUAUAAGGAUCUUGAUUUGGGAGUGAAUAACGUGGGCAAAACAAGUGUUGAAAAAGCAAGGAUCUGGGGUGCUCCAUAUUUCAAGAACAAUUUUGAUAGAUUGGUCCAAGUGAAAACCAAAGUUGAUCCUUAUAAUUUCUUCAAGAAUGAACAGAGCAUCCCAAUUUCUCAAUGA
Molecule: messenger RNA, 1296 nt
Organism: Coffea eugenioides
Lineage: Eukaryota; Viridiplantae; Streptophyta; Magnoliopsida; Gentianales; Rubiaceae
Product: berberine bridge enzyme-like 4
Exons: 1
Coding region: 1-1296 (431 amino acids)
Molecular function (GO): FAD binding; oxidoreductase activity
Source: RefSeq, a predicted model, not a curated record